AUGGCAUCUCAAAGUUUGUGCUCCAUACUUAUUUCUGAAGAAGCUGAUCUCGACGAUGCCGUUACGUCAGUUUAUUUUGCAAAAUUCAUUCUUAAUGGUACAACAGAUGCAAUUCGAGUAUCAUUUGUAAACCGUAUCACUUAUGGCUAUAUCGCACCAGUUAUCAUAUCAUUUGGUAUCAUUGGUGACAUAAUGACGGUGGCAACAUUAACACGUUCGUUAUUCAAACGAUCACCAAUCAUUUAUACCUACCUCAUAUUACUUGCCAUUACCGAUCUGGCAAGUUUUUCUGGUGAAUGCAUUGAUGGGUGCAAGCGUAUGGAUUGUGGUAUUUCUAACAAUGAGUCAGUACAUGGCUGUUUGUCAUCCUUUUCAUCAUCGUUAUCUCAGCUACCGCCCGGAAUUGCUUCAUGUCGAUUUGUUAUAUGUGAUCGUAAAAUUGAAAUGUGGUAUAAAGCGUAUGAAUGGUGUCGUGAAACGAUAAGCCGUUUGUUACCAUUCGUUUUGGUCGCUUAUUUUAAUUCAAAAAUUUUAAUCACAUAUCGGAGUACUAAAAAGGAGCGCUUCCAAAGACUUGCUUUUAAUCAACAAAAAAUUUCAACCAAAACUGAACAAGAAGAAAAGCAAUUAUUCACAUUGCUGUUUUCGAUUGUUAUAAUAUUUUUUAUUUGUACAAUACCGGCUGCUCCACUUACAAUAUUCGUUUCUGAUAAACGAUCUUUUAAUGUACCAUUUCAA
This is a messenger RNA of Acanthocheilonema viteae, 738 nucleotides long. The record is from the annotation of a GenBank genome assembly. NCBI's taxonomy places the organism in Eukaryota, Metazoa, Nematoda, Chromadorea, Rhabditida, Onchocercidae.